Molecule: messenger RNA, 2333 nt
Organism: Sinocyclocheilus rhinocerous
Lineage: Eukaryota; Metazoa; Chordata; Actinopteri; Cypriniformes; Cyprinidae
Product: semaphorin-3ab-like
Exons: 16
Coding region: 22-2145 (707 amino acids)
Biological process (GO): positive regulation of cell migration; neural crest cell migration; semaphorin-plexin signaling pathway
Cellular component (GO): plasma membrane; glutamatergic synapse; axon
Molecular function (GO): chemorepellent activity; neuropilin binding; semaphorin receptor binding
Source: RefSeq, a predicted model, not a curated record
GUGUGUGUGUGUCAGACAGCCAUGAAGAGGAUGCUGGCUCUCUUCUGCUUAAUUUCACUGGCAGCGCUUCUAACGGAUGCAUGGAGACCAUCACAACCACGACUGCACUUCCAACACUCAGAGCUGAUGCGGAGCGGCAGGCUCAUAUCUCUCUCUGUGCCUGCUGGGGAUCUGAACUCUCUGCUGCCGGAUGAAGAUGGUCGUCGUCUUUACAUCGGUAUGAAAGACCAUCUGCUGUCCACCAGCCUGGAUGAUAUUACACAAACCCCCUGCAAGAUAUACUGGCCUGCAAGUCCAGAUCAGAUCCAGAACUGUAUCAUGGCUGGAAAAAACCUGCAGAUGGACUGUGCAAACUUCUUGCGUGUGUUAGAGCUGUAUAACCAAACACAUCUUUACGCCUGUGGGACUGGAGCAUUCAACCCUCGCUGUGCCUUCAUCCCCACCAACCGCUUCCUCAAGGCUGAGGAACAAAUGCUGCAGUAUGAAGACACUGAAUCAGGGAAGGGAAAAUGUCCUUACGACCCUCACCAGAGAACAGCUACCGCCAUCAUAGAUGGAGAGCUGUACGCUGGCAUCUCAUCUGACUUUCUAAGUCAUGAUACCGCUUUUAUUCGGAGUCUGGGGGAGCGACAUGUGAUUCGCACUGAACAAUACGACUCCACAUGGCUGCAAGGCACUGAAUUUGUACAUGUUGCAGAGAUGUCAGAGAGUGAUAAUGAGGAGGAUGAUAAGGUCUAUGUGUUCUUCACUGAGCGCUCCCAGGAGGCUGAGGGGGCUGCUGGGAAGGUCCUCUAUUCUAGAGUCGCCCGCGUCUGCAAGUUUAUUCAGCGUGGAAAGGAAAAAAAGAACCCCCUCAUCUAUGGGCUCUUCACCACUACCAGCAAUGUCUUGAAUGGAUCCGCUGUGUGCGUUUACAGAAUGCAAGACAUUAUUAGAGCUUUUAAAGGAAAUUUCCUUCAUAGGGAGGGUCAACAGUACAAGUGGAUGGAGUAUACAGGCAAAGUUCCCUAUCCCAGACCCGGCACAUGUCCCAGCAGCACAUAUGGAGGGUUCAAAUCAACAAGGGAAUAUCCUGAUGAUGUCAUCUUCUUUAGCCGCAAACAUCCUUUAAUGCAGGAAGUGGUAAAUCCAUUUGGGGGUCAUCCUUUGCUCAUCAGAGUGGGCGUGCCUUAUAAACUGACCCGCCUCCUUGUGGACAGAGUGGAGGCGGUGGAUGGACAAUAUGACGUGCUGUUCAUUGGCACAGAUUCUGGCCUGGUUCUGAAAGUGAUUCACCUCCCUAAAGCCAACGGACAGAAUCAGGAGAUCACUCUGGAACGGCUGCAGGUUUUUAAGAACAAGUCACCAAUCACUGCCAUGACGCUGUCCAAGAAAAAGCAGUGGCUGUUUGCUGGAUCAGCAGAGGGUGUGGUUCAAUUGGGUCUGUUCCACUGCGAUUUGUACGGCCAAGCCUGCGCUGAAUGCUGUCUUGCUAGAGACCCAUACUGCACCUGGGAUGGCCACUCUUGCAGCCCUUACAUGCCAACUGCACGCAGAAGAAACAUUCGUCAUGUUAAUGAUGACGGCAACCCGCUGAACCAGUGUGUCAGACAGGGAGCUGGUCUUCAGGUGGAGGCAGAGGAGAAGACAUUAGUUGUUGCCAUGGGUAACAGCACCUACCUGGAGUGCCUACCCAAAUCUCACCAUGCCACAGUCACCUGGUUUAAAGACAUAGGCGAGAACAGCCUGGAGCAACAUAAGGUCACAUCUGGGGAGCAGCUGGUUGUCAUUGACAGGGGCAUCCUCAUUCCCCGGGCUGAGCUCAAUCACGGCGGCGUUUAUCACUGUCAGCUAGAAGAACAUGGAUUCCGCUGGACAGCCGUUACUAUUCGUUUAAUUGUGUGGAGCCCCACAUUUGUCUCCGCCCAGCCAUGGUACCAGGAUGUGAUGGCAUUGAUCAACCACGGCAAACUGGAGCGACACUGCAAAGAACUCAGUCAGCAUCACAACAACGAGGAAUCAGGGAAUCACAAGCAUAACAAACAGGACAGAAAGAGAGCAGACCGGCACAGGCACAGAGGAGGGGGAGAGAAGGAGAAAGGAAGGGGGCGGAAGAACCGGAGCAGAAUGCAGAGUUCAGCACAGAGGCUGCCAAGGAGCACAUAGAACAAAUCGCAGGUGUUUACAAAGCUGCUCAAAACAAAAGAAUACAACAAAACAUGCAAUAUACAGUAUAUUCACAGUACAUUCAAGUAUGCAUGGCAUCAUGUUAACAGACAUUUGGUUUGUUUCAAAUCCUAAUGAGCUGCCUGUAUGCGGCAGCAUUGUCAAGCAACAAGCUCAAAAAUACAUGC